Messenger RNA from Miscanthus lutarioriparius, 708 nucleotides. The record is from the annotation of a GenBank genome assembly. Lineage: Eukaryota; Viridiplantae; Streptophyta; Magnoliopsida; Poales; Poaceae.
AUGGCGUGCUAUUCUCGAACACUUCUCCCUAGGCGCACACCGACCACAGGCUCUUUGAUGAGAGGUCGGCGUAAGAGGUUGAAAAAUGCGGAUGUGCCUGCUCGCAAAUCUACUACUGGAAUGGGUUUAGAAUUCGGUCAGAUUCAUCCUCAGAUCUCAUCGAUUGAAGAGCCAGAGUAUCCUUCUAGUUUCCAUGUGGACAGUUCACUGUAUGAGUGUGGUUCUUUUGCGUAUCGGUGUUCAGUAAGAUUAAUCCAUGAGGUUGUGUCAAAGUUCGAUGUGCAGAAGAGAGAUCUUGUCAAGUCAAUUGGGUUUCAAGACCCUGAUGACAUCAUUAGUUAUGACUGGUCUGAAUACGUCAUUGUUCACUUGCUCGAAGCAGUUACGAAACUGAAGCAGGAUGUGUCAAGCAAUAUAAACUUCCCAAACAUCACAAGCGGUCCGAUCUUUCUCCAGGUUCUCUUCUUGGAUAGUUUAGAUUUAGAUGAUCUUGUAAUGGCUCACAAUACAUUUCCAAGAAUUAGAGACUUUUCAUAUGAUAAGCUCCGCGCUAUGAUAUUGGCUGAUAAGAAUUAUGCUAGACACAAUAAAGUUGAUGAUGACCUUCCUAUUGGAAAGUUGUGGGACCCAUCAGAUUGCACAUAUUCUUGGGCCAUGGAGCAUUCAUCAGAACACUUGAGUCUCGAAGUAUUUGGGAGUCUGCAGUAG